AUGGCAUUUUUAUUCAAGGUCCUGGUCCCCCUGGCGUUAGCUUCUAUGGUGUCUUCUGGAAGACCCGGGGGCUACUCAUACAAUCGUUUUAGUGGACCUGUUAGUGGUCAAAUCGUUGAGGUGCAGGUUCCUGCAGCAGUGGGUAUUGCAGCUCAACAACAUGCAGACUAUGGCUAUGAUCAUAAAACAGGAAAAAUUCACCCAGAUACCGCCAAAUAUGCGCGGUUGCAGACUGUUGAUUAUGUCGCUAAACCUGACUACCAAUACGCAUACGGAGUAGAGGAUCCUCACACUGGUAACCUACAAGCACAUAAAGAGCAUCGUGAUGGAGAUGUAGUCCACGGGGAGUAUUCUCUUGUAGAGCCCGACGGUUCAAUUAGACUUGUGCGGUAUACUGCUGACCCCAAAAAUGGUUUCCAGGCUACAGUACAUAAAAAGGCACCAGGGCAGCAGCAGCAACAAGUCCAAAGACCAGUUCAUUACGGACAUAAACAAGAAGAUGACUCUCGGGAAUACUAG
Molecule: messenger RNA, 519 nt
Organism: Amyelois transitella
Lineage: Eukaryota; Metazoa; Arthropoda; Insecta; Lepidoptera; Pyralidae
Gene: CPR130
Product: cuticle protein 19-like
Exons: 4
Coding region: 1-519 (172 amino acids)
Cellular component (GO): extracellular matrix
Source: RefSeq, a predicted model, not a curated record